AUGCAAUCCUUUUGGGCCAACGCGAAGGAUGUGGCGCGUACGGUGUCUGGGCAGCUCGAUCAGACGUUCGAGGCAGCGCUAACAGGCAGCAGCAGCAGCAGCAGCAGCAGCAGCCGAAGCAAACCAGGGAGAAGCAACAGCACCGGGGGGCAUGAUAGCAGCAGCAGCAGCAAUGGAGAUAGCAGCAAUGGCAGCAACUGGAGAGCAGCAGAUGCUUUGCUGCAGCACGGGCAGUCUUCUGCUGCUGCUGCUAUUGAAGGGAUAAACCGCCUGUGGGGCAGAGCAGCAGCAGCAGCAGCAGCAGCAGCGCCAGCUGCUCUCUCUCCCCUCUCAGCUGCAGCAGCAAAUCACAACCCUCUCUCUACUUCCCCGUGGAAGCAGCAGCAGCAGAAGCAGCAGCAGCAGCAACAGCAGCAGCAGCAGCAGCAAGAAGAGGAAGAUGAGGAAGACACAGAUGAUGGCGAAUUAUCUCUGCAAUCUUUCCUGCAGUCGCAGAAGCAGCGGCAGCAAAUGCUGCAGCAGCUGCAGCAGCAACUGCAGCAGGAAGAUAGUCCGCUGCAGCAACAGAAGCAGCGCAGGCAAUCCGCUGCAGCUGCAGUACCAGCAACAGCAGCAGCAACAGCAGCAGAUGAACGGGCCUCUCGGGCAGCAAGCCCUCUACCGGUAGUGCCACAGCAGCAGCAGCAGCAGCAGCAGCAGCAGCGGCAGCGGUCUUGGGACCCACUUGGUGCUUCUGUUGUAAAUCAGCAACAGAAGAGCAGCACUAAAGCGCAGCAUGCCAACGCAGCAGCAGCAGCAGCAACACCAGCAGCAGCAGCAGCAGCAGGUGAGCUGGAUGGCAAGAGGGGGACUCAGCAGCGGCGGCAGCAGCAGGGAAGUAACUUAGCAGCAGCAAAGGACGGCGCAGCAGCAGCAACUGCAGCAGACACAGCAGCAAGGGCAACACGAGGCGCAGCAGCAGCGGGAGUAGCAGCGGAAGAGGUAGCAGCAGCAGAAGUUGGUGCAGCAGAUACAGACACCCCAGCAGCAGAUGCAGCAGCAACAGAUGCAGCAGCAGCAGGAGGAGCAGCAGCAGCAGCAGAGAACCGGUCCCCCACUAUUGUUUUAUUGACAGAUACAACGCCGUCCCCAGCAGCAGCAGCAGAAGCAAAGCCAGCAGCAGUAGCAGCAGCAGCAGAUGCAGAAGCUGCUUCCCCAGCAGCUGCCUCCUCUCCAGCAGCAGCAGCAGCGACAACACCCCUUGAAGAAGUUACUGCUGCUUCCUCACCAGCCAGCAGCAGCAGCAGCAGCAACAGUAGUAGCAGCAGCAGCAGCGGCAGGGAGGAACAGCCAGCAGCUCUUUCUCUUGCAGGAGUGUCUCCGCUAGCAGCAGAUGCAGCAGCAGAUGCUGCAGUUGCUGCAACAGCAGAAGCGGCAGCAGCAACAACUGCUGCUGCUGCUGCUGCGCUGGACACUGCAGCAGCAGCAGUAACAGAAGCAACUGCAACAGCAGCGGAAGCAACAGCAGCAGCAGCGGGAGCAACAGGUGGAGAGGCAGAAACAACAACAGCAGCAGCAGAAGCAACAGCAGCAGCAGAGGCAGCAGCAGCAGUAGCAGCAGCAGCAAGCGCAGUGGAGGCCCUCUGUGAGUCUAAGGAAUCUUGUGUUGCUGCUGCUGCUGCAGAGGAGGAUUUGCUGCUGGAGGUGUGCAGCUUGCCACAGAAGCAGCAGCAGCAGCAGCAGAAGCAGCAGCAGCAGCAGCAGCAGCAUUGUUUAGAAGACCUUAUGGAUUUUGCUCCGUCGCCCACGGCAGCUGCAGCAGAAGCAGCAGAAGCAGCAGCAACACAAGAGAAAACUGCAGCAGCGGCAGCAGACGUACACUCACCAGCAGCAGCAACAGAAGUAGCAGCAGCAGAAGUAGCAGUACCUGCAGCAGCGACUGCUUCUGCUGCAGCAGCAGCAGCAGAAGCAACUGCAGCAGAAAUAGAGGAUGACAUUGUUGCAGCAGCAGACACAUGGCAGCCGACUUGCGAAGCAGCAGAAGCAGCAGCAACAGUAGCAGAAACAGCAGCAGAAGCAGCAGCAGCAGCAGCAGCAGAAAUCACAACUGCAGCAAGACAUGUCGAUCCUCUUGCUAAAGAACCUCAGAAGGAGCAGCAGCAACAGCAGCAGCAGCAGCAGCAAACACUGCUAGAGGAGUUUGCUGCACCGCAGCAGCCGCAGGCUGUCUCUCCACCCCCUCCUCCUCCACCCAGCCCUCCCCCAGCAGCAGCAGCAGCAGCAGCAGCAGCAGAUGGUGACAAGACAAGGCGGAAGCAGCAGAGAAUUGAUGCCGAUGACACCGAAGCUCGUUUGCUGCAGCAGCUGCAGCAGCAGCAGGAAAAGUUGCUGGAGCAGCAGGACCAGCUAGAGCUGCAGCAGCAGAUGUUGCAGCAGCAGCAACAACUGCUGCAGCAGAGGGAGCAGCAGCUGCAGCACAAAUCAGAGCAGCUGUCUAUACUCCUUGAUCCUCAACGAAGCCCUGAUGAAGAACUGCAGCAGCUCAGACACCAGCUGCAGGAUCAGCAGCAGCAGAAUCAGGAUUUGCUGAGCACCAUUGAGCUGCUGAAUGCAUCGCUGCGGGAGCAGCAGCAGCAGAUAGAGCAGCAGCAGCAAGAGCAGCAGCUGCUGCAGCAGGAGUAUGGUGAGCUGCAGCAGGAAGGACAAGCACUAUCUACUCGUCUUGGUGCUGCUGAUGCUACUAUUAAGAAACUAAGGACACAGUGUGAUGGUUAUAAGUCAUUAAAGGCAGCACAUGAACAAUUAACGACAGAGGCAGCAGCAAAAGACAGAGUUGUUGCAGACCUUGAAGCUAAGCUGCAGCGGCUUGCUGAUGCUGCUGCAGAGGCAGAGGCAAGCCGUUCGAGUGCUGCAGCAGCAGCAGCAGCAGCAAAAGCGGAGAUAGCGAAACUGGAGAUGGCUGCAGCAACAAAGGAGACAGAGACGGUGGAGCGACUGAAGGCAAUCAACAGCCAGCUAACUCACCAACUUGCUGACGCCAAGGCGAUCUCUGCAAGACUGGAGAAGCAGCACUACGAGCAGCAGCAGCAGCAGCAGCAACAGCUGCAGCAGCUGCAGUGCGAGAACGAUGAGUUACAUGCAAUGCUGGCUGGAGCCUCCAAACCCUCACUAGAGAAGAUAGCAACAGCAGAAAAGGACGCAGCUGCUGCGCGGCAGCAGCUGCAUUUGCUGCAGCAGCAGCUGCAGCAGCAGCAAAAGGAGUACGCAGCGCAGCGCGAAGAGUUGAAUAGACAACUGCAGCAGCAGAGAGAAGCCUUGGAGAAGCAGCAGCAGCAGCAGCAGCAACCAUCACAGCUGCAGCACCAACACGCAGCACAACUCAAGGCUCUAAGGCAGCAGCUUAAUUAUGCACAGGAGGAAGCAGCAGCAGCUCUAAGGCAGCGGGAUGCCGAGGCUGUGAAGUAUACAGUGUGUGUGCUGCAGAUUGAGACGCUGCAGCAGCAGCAACAGCAGCUGCAGCAGAAGGCAGAGGAGCAGCAGAGUCUGCUGCGGCAGGUGCAGCAGGAGAAGGACCAGCUAGAGAAGCAGCUCAAGGAAUAUAAAGAGCGAGAGCAGCAAAAGGAAAACGAGCAGCAGCAACCGGAACAGCAGCAGCAGCAGCAGCAGCAACUAGCAGCAACAGAUAUACCUGAACCGGAGCAGCAGCCACGGAAGAGUGACAGCUUCUCUGGUCGCGGCGUUCUUUCGCGAUAUCGUGCGGAGGCAUUUCAACUUGCUGCUGGAGCAAGAGAGAGAGAGCAGCAACUGCUGCUGCUGGAGAGCGAGCUACGAUUCGCAAAACAAGAAAAAGAAUUAUUUUCUGCAGAGUGUUUAUCUUUAACAUCUGUUGUUGAAGACCUUAAGCGUAAAAUCCAUCAACUGGAGGAGCAGCAGAAGCAAACACAAAAUGCGCAGGCCGAGGCUGCUGCUGAGCUAACAGAGAUGGAGGAAUUGCUGCAGGAGGCAGCAGAAGAAACAAAACAAUUAAAAGAAGAAAAAGAAUUAUUAAUAAAAAGAAUUAAUGAAUUAGAAGAAGGGUUUAAGGCUAAACCCUAA
Messenger RNA from Eimeria maxima, 4074 nucleotides. RefSeq lists its product as hypothetical. The record is from RefSeq and is a predicted model, not a curated record. Bases 1 to 4074 code for a protein of 1357 amino acids. The transcript has 13 exons. NCBI's taxonomy places the organism in Eukaryota, Apicomplexa, Conoidasida, Eucoccidiorida, Eimeriidae.